This is a messenger RNA of Peromyscus leucopus (white-footed mouse), 2452 nucleotides long. RefSeq names its product zinc finger protein 668 (gene Znf668). NCBI's taxonomy places the organism in Eukaryota, Metazoa, Chordata, Mammalia, Rodentia, Cricetidae. Gene Ontology annotation, molecular function: DNA-binding transcription factor activity, RNA polymerase II-specific; RNA polymerase II cis-regulatory region sequence-specific DNA binding. The transcript is spliced from 5 exons. The record is from RefSeq and is a predicted model, not a curated record. Gene Ontology annotation, biological process: regulation of DNA-templated transcription. The coding region runs from base 427 to 2289 and encodes 620 amino acids.
CUAGCGCCGGCCCCACUCCGAGUGUCCCGGGCUCUGCCGGUGCUGGGCGCCGCCGCCGGAGCUGCGGGGCCCGCGGGAGUCGAACCAGUCCCCAGGGAAGCCUCCUUAGGUGGAAGGAGAUGACCAAGCUUGAGACCUGAGUUCAGCCUCCUAGACCUGUAUGGUAAAAGAGUCUUGACCCCUGCAAGUUGUCCUCUGGCCACCACACAUACACCCAUAACUCAACUCACUCGCAUUUCCACAGUGGGGUCAGUGACUCCUGUUUCAGCAGUGUGAGAACUAUGACAGGGGCUACACCCAGCUGACUGGCUCUGAGGAGACUCCAUAACUGAGGGAAGCCAUCUGGUUCUUUUCAGUCCUCUUCAGCCCCAUGAGUUAGUACCAUUCUUACCUCCAUUUUUCAGAGGAGGCCCACCCACCAAGGCCAUGGAAGAGGAGGCUACUGAGGCCAAGUCCCCAGGCCCCUGCUACAAGCGCUCUGGACGCCGUUUCAAGUGCCUCUUGUGUACCAAGACGUUUCCAAAUGCUCCCAGGGCGGCGCGCCAUGCUGCUACACAUGCGCCUUCCGACUGCCCCGAGGAGGUGAAUGAGGUCCAGCCAAAGGCGGACGCAGAGCCCAAGGCCGAGGAAGCCAGUGGAGACAAGGUGUCUGGCUCAGCAGCCAAGCCCAGGCCCUAUGCCUGCCCACUGUGCCCCAAGGCCUACAAGACGGCCCCUGAGCUCCGCAGCCAUGGGCGCAGUCACACUGGCGAGAAGCCCUUCCCGUGCCCAGAGUGCGGCCGCCGUUUCAUGCAGCCCGUGUGCCUGCGAGUGCACCUGGCCUCGCAUGCUGGUGAGCUGCCCUUCCGAUGUACGCACUGCCCCAAGGCUUAUGGUACGCUCUCCAAACUCAAGAUCCACCAGCGUGGACACACCGGCGAGCGGCCCUACGCCUGCACCGACUGCGGCAAGAGCUUCGCUGACCCCUCGGUGUUCCGCAAGCAUCGGCGCACCCAUGCGGGCCUGCGGCCCUACAGCUGCGAGCGCUGCGGCAAGGCCUAUGCUGAGCUCAAGGACUUACGAAACCACGAGCGGUCCCACACGGGUGAGCGCCCCUUCCUCUGCUCCGAGUGUGGGAAGAGCUUCUCCCGAUCCUCUUCCCUCACGUGCCACCAGCGCAUCCACGCAGCCCAGAAACCCUAUCGCUGCCCGGCUUGUGGUAAAGGCUUCACGCAGCUCAGCUCCUACCAAAGCCAUGAGCGCACGCACUCGGGCGAGAAGCCCUUCCUGUGCCCUCGCUGUGGCCGCAUGUUCUCUGAUCCCUCGAGCUUCCGCCGCCACCAGCGGGCACACGAGGGCGUGAAGCCUUACCGCUGCGAGAAGUGCGGCAAGGACUUCCGGCAGCCGGCCGACCUGGCCAUGCACCGGCGGGUGCACACGGGCGACCGGCCCUUCAAGUGCCUGCAGUGCGACAAGACUUUCGUGGCUUCCUGGGACCUUAAGCGGCAUGCGUUGGUGCACUCAGGACAGCGGCCGUUCCGCUGCGAGGAGUGUGGGCGAGCCUUUGCCGAGCGAGCCAGCCUCACCAAGCACAGCCGCAUGCACUCCGGCGAGCGCCCUUUCCACUGUAACGCCUGUGGGAAGUCCUUUGUGGUGUUAUCCAGCCUCAGGAAGCACGAGCGUACCCACAGAAGCAAUGAGACUGCAGGGGCUGCCCCCCAGCAGGAGCUGGUACUAGGGCUGGCGCUGCCCGUGGGCGUCGUGGGUGAGGGCUCGGCUGCCCCCGUGGCCGGUGCAGGGCUAGGGGACCCUCCAGCGGGGCUGCUAGGGUUACCCUCGGAGUCCGGUGGUGUAGUGGCCACACAGUGGCAAGUGGUGGGCAUGACUGUAGAGCAUGUGGAGUGCCAAGAUGCUGGCGUUGGGGAAGCUCCUGGUACCCUGGGAGAUGCAGGAGGAGAGGUGGGGGGUGAGGAGGCCGAUGAGAAGCCCCCCCAGUUUGUGUGCCGGGAGUGUAAAGAAACUUUCUCCACACUGACCUUGCUGCGCAGGCACGAGCGCUCGCACCCGGAGCUCCGGCCCUUCCCCUGCACGCAGUGUGGGAAGAGCUUCUCAGACAGGGCCGGGCUCCGUAAACACAGCCGCACCCACAGUUCUGUACGCCCCUACUCGUGCCCCCAGUGCCCUAAAGCUUUCCUGAGUGCCAGCGACCUGCGCAAACACGAACGCACUCACCCCGUGCCCAUUGGCACCCCCAUACCCCUGGAGCCUCUUGUGGCUUUGCUAGGAAUGCCAGAGGAAGGGUCAGCCUGAAGCUCAUGGCUCUCUACCACACUCCCAGGUGCCCAUUUCCAGUCUCCAGAUCCCUGCAGCCGCUGGGCAUCUAGCUCAGCGCUCAGUCCACUAAGAGCUGGGGACAGUGGAGGCUGGUAGCCCUUGUGAGCGACACUCAUUAAAGCGUUGGCUUUGACAUCAA